CUGGGCCGACGGUUGAGAAUGCAGCUGUUUGAAGCUGAGGUGGCAGAUGGUGGGGAUCUUGAGUGGUUAGGACGAAGUUGGAGCCGAAAGAGAAUGACGAGUGGACCCUGGCACAUCGACGGUCGCGAGCGGGUUCUCAAGUUAGGCGAGAGUUUUGAGAAGCAGCCGCGCUGCGCCUUUCACACUGUGCGCUAUGACUUCAAACCUGCUUCUGUUGACACUUCUUGUGAAGGGGAGCUUGAGGUCGGCAAAGGCGAACAGGUGACAAUAACUCUGCCAAAUAUAGAAGGAUCAACUCCGCCAGUAACUGUUUUCAAAGGUUCAAAGAAACCUUACUUAAAAGAAUGCAUUUUGAUAAUUAACCAUGAUACUGGAGAAUGUCGACUAGAAAAACUCAGUAGCAACAUCACUGUGAAAAAAACAAGAGUUGAAGGAAGCAGUAAAAUGCAGCCUCGGGUAGAGCAUCAGCAGCAACAAAUGCGAAAUUUAACUAGGACCCCCAGUGUUAUAAAACAUUCUCCAUCCGAAGACAAGAUGUCCCCAACAUGUUCGAUGGAUGAUAUUGAAAGAGAACUGAAGGCAGAAGCUAGUCUAAUGGACCAGAUGAGUAGUUGUGAUAGUUCAUCAGAUUCUAAAAGUUCAUCAUCUUCAAGCAGUGAGGAUAGUUCCAGUGACUCAGAAGAUGAAGAAUACAGAUCCUCUCCUUCCGAUCCAGGGAAUUAUAUUUCAGGACAUCCUACCAUGUCUGCCAUGGCGCAUUGCAGAAUUCCCGAUAUAGAUGCCAGUCAUAAUAGAUAUGACAAUAGUGGCCUUCUGAUGAAUACCUUAAGAAGUGAUUUGCAGCUGAGUGAAUCAGGAAGUGACACUGACGACUGAAGAAACAUUCAACUAUAAAUAUAAAAUUUACAAGACAUGUAAUGAUUUAUUUUAUAUUAAGAAUAAAAAUUUCC
Pteronotus mesoamericanus is the source of this 950-nucleotide messenger RNA. RefSeq names its product ELL associated factor 2 (gene EAF2). Gene Ontology annotation, biological process: regulation of DNA-templated transcription; transcription elongation by RNA polymerase II. Gene Ontology annotation, molecular function: transcription elongation factor activity. The record is from RefSeq and is a predicted model, not a curated record. Gene Ontology annotation, cellular component: super elongation complex. The transcript is spliced from 6 exons. NCBI's taxonomy places the organism in Eukaryota, Metazoa, Chordata, Mammalia, Chiroptera, Mormoopidae. Bases 19 to 876 code for a protein of 285 amino acids.